GCGGUACCUCGGCGUGACGCAAGUCAAGUAGCCUAUAAAUUCAAUGACCUGCGCAAUUUUAUCAAUAAAAUAAUAAAAUAGAGCUAGCUUGACCGGGAGACAAGCUGAAGGAGAAUAAGACCAACACUUGAAUAACUCUACAGAGUAUUAUUUUUAUUCUUCACUGUGUUUGCUGUGAGUGUCACUUCAACUGGGACUUGGAGCAGAAGUCUCAAGAACACGACUCAAAAUGAAAUACGUUAUAGGAAUUGGCGGUGUGACCAAUGGUGGGAAAACAACUUUGACGAAUAGACUGAUCAAGUCAUUGCCUAACUGUUGUGUGGUGCAUCAAGAUGACUUUUUCAGGAAACCUGAUCAUAUAGAAGUCGGGGCGGACGGCUUUAGACAGUGGGAUGUGAUCACAGCAUUGGACAUGGAUGCCAUGGCGAAUACAAUACGAGGAUGGGCUGAGAACCCAAUGAAGUUUGCCUGCUCCCACGGUGUCAAUGUGUCUCCUGCCACGGAGGUGGCUGACCCAGAUCAACUGGUCCACAUUCUGAUCGUGGAGGGCUUCCUUCUGUACAAUUAUAAGUCCCUGAUGGAUGUGUACAACAAGUGCUACUACAUCUCCAUUCCAUAUGAAGAGUGCAAAAGGAGGAGGAGUACAAGACAAUACACCGUCCCAGACCCUCCUGGGCUGUUUGAUGGCCAUGUGUGGCCCAUGUACUUAAAGCACAGGAAAGAGAUGGUGGAAAGCGGUUUGGCCAUCGCGUAUUUGGAUGGUUUGAAAUCUGAAGAGCUCUACAGCCAGGUCUAUGAGGACAUCCAGAAUACACUGUUGAAUCGUUUAUAGCAGGAACUUGCUCUCCAAACCUGUAAAUAGCUCCAAGACUGAAGACUCAUUGUUUUAUACUUUUUUACGUUUUUCUCAUUGUAUUCCUUGUAAAUAGUAUUUGUAAGAUGUACUUUCCAAGAUCUCAUUAAUCUCCAAUUAAAUUGGGUUGUCACUAUUCCAAGUGAUAAUGUUA
Messenger RNA from Salvelinus fontinalis (brook trout), 1007 nucleotides. Its product is annotated as nicotinamide riboside kinase 2-like. The coding region runs from base 230 to 832 and encodes 200 amino acids. The record is from RefSeq and is a predicted model, not a curated record. The transcript has 8 exons. NCBI's taxonomy places the organism in Eukaryota, Metazoa, Chordata, Actinopteri, Salmoniformes, Salmonidae. Gene Ontology annotation, cellular component: cytoplasm.